Anguilla rostrata (American eel) is the source of this 4328-nucleotide messenger RNA. Its product is annotated as enhancer of polycomb homolog 1-like. Gene Ontology annotation, biological process: regulation of transcription by RNA polymerase II. The transcript is spliced from 14 exons. Gene Ontology annotation, cellular component: piccolo histone acetyltransferase complex; NuA4 histone acetyltransferase complex. The record is from RefSeq and is a predicted model, not a curated record. Bases 390 to 2918 code for a protein of 842 amino acids. Lineage: Eukaryota; Metazoa; Chordata; Actinopteri; Anguilliformes; Anguillidae.
UUCCUCUGUAAGUGCACGGAGCGCUUCCCCUCCCCCCAGCGCCGCGAACGCGCACGCGCGCGGGACCGCGUGGGAAUGGCUGUUGUGUUAUCGGGGGUUGGGCCGCUAGGAGCAAACGGAGAGUUAGAGAGUUUCUAAUGUCCGCCAUGUUGGCCAUGGCGUAUUGAACCGGGGAGAGUAAGCAGAGUGACUGAAAAAAGAGACCGAAAGAGAGCGACCAAGAUCCGGGCCUGCCCGGCUCCGUUCGCCUUCGCCAUUUAUACAUAUUUUUACCAAUCGAUCAAUAUACGCCUGGAUAACGCCACAGACCCAUCCAUGAGAACUAAAACCGGAAAAGUUGUUAAUUUUAGGGGAUCGGAUAGAUUUAUGCUGCAUCUCGAAUUAUAAAAAUGAGUAAAUUGUCGUUUCGGGCACGGGCGCUGGACGCUUCCAAGCCACUACCCGUCUUCCGCUGUGAGGACUUACCCGACCUGCACGAAUAUGCCUCUAUUAACCGGGCAGUACCGCAGAUGCCGACUGGAAUGGAGAAAGAGGAGGAAUCGGAGCACCAUCUCCAGCGGGCCAUCUCUGCGCAGCAGGUGUACGGGGAGAAGCGGGAUAACAUGGUCAUCCCUGUCCCCGAGGCGGAGAGCAACAUCGCCUACUACGAGUCUCUGUACCCUGGGGAGUUCCGCAUGCCAAAGCAGCUCAUUCACAUACAGCCUUUCAGUCUGGAUACAGAGCAGCCCGACUACGACCUGGACUCGGAGGAUGAGGCCUUUCUCACCAAGCUGAAGAAGAAGAUGGAGAUCACCCCACUGCAGUUUGAGGAGAUGAUCGACCGUUUGGAGAAGGGCAGUGGGCAACAGAUGGUGACUCUGCCAGAGGCCAAGCUCCUCCUGAAGGAGGAUGAUGAGCUGAUUCGGGAGGUGUUUGAGUACUGGACCCGCAAGAGGAGGAGCUCUAAGAGCGCCUCCCUCAUCCCCACCGUCAAGCAGGAGAAGCGCGACGGCUCCAGCACCAGCGACCCGUACGUGGCCUUUCGCCGGAGGACCGAGAAGAUGCAGACGCGCAAGAACCGCAAGAACGACGAGGCGUCGUACGAGAAGAUGCUGAAGCUUCGGAGGGACCUGAGCCGGGCCGUGACCAUCCUGGAGAUGAUCAAGAGGAGAGAGAAGAGCAAGAGGGAGCUCCUGCACCUGACGCUGGAAAUCAUCGAGAAGCGGCACAACAUGGCAGACUUUGGCGGUGAGAUAAUGGCAGAGGUUCUGGCCCAGCGGGCGCUGGUGAGACCACUCUACACCAUACCCAUCAUUCCCCUGACCAGCAGCCAGUACCGCCACCAGGACCACAUGGAGCUGAAGGACUACAAGCCCAAGCCGGAGAAGACCGAAGUUGUGAGGACAAAGAGGAAAUACGAGAAGAAGCCCAAAGUCUUGCCUUUAUCGGCCCCUCUGCAGUCGGGACCCUCCAUUUUCAACCCCAAGGACCUGAACCAGUACGACUUCCCCAGCUCUGACGACGAGCCUCAGAUGCUUUCGGGAUCCUCUGAUGCAGAGGAGGAGAACGAUCCGGACGGGCCUUUCGCGUUCCGUAGGAAGGCUGGCUGUCAGUAUUACACUUCUCGGUUGGACCAAAGCGGCGAUUGGCCAUGGUGCAGUCCGGCAGACGGUGGACCUGGAGACACACGCUACAGAUACUGCCUCACCACCCUGACCGUCCCCCGCCGCUGCGUGGGGUUGGCACGCCGACGCCUGGGCAGAGGCGGCAGGGUUUUGCUGGACAGAGCACGCUCGGACUUUGACCACGUAUUUCAUGGGCUGGAUCCGGAAAUGCUGGCCUCCCCCCCACGCUCGCCAGCGCACAGGCUGGCCAGUACCUCAGACACACAGCAGACCUCGGACAGAACAGCCUCUCUAGACCUCAGCCAGAUACUGUUGAACAUUAAAGCGUGUCGAUGGAGACACUUCAGGCCCCGGACACUACCACUACACGGCUCGGCCUGCGGGGGCGCCACCUCCAGGAAACUGUGCCGGGGGUCCACCCGGCCGUGCUCCGCACAACCCGGGACCCAGUCCAGCGGUAGCUCUUCUCAAACCCGCACCACCCCCACGCCCGUCGCUGUGUUCACGGCCGAGCAGUACCAGGAGCAUCAGGAGCAUCUGGCUCUUAUGCAGAAACAGCAGCAGGAGCUGAGUCAACUUCAGCAGGCCAGCGGAGUUUCUCCAGCCACCAGUGGCCAGGGUUUGGUGUCGCAGACUCUGGACUCGGCCAGCGCGCAGUAUGCGGCCUCUGCUUUGAUCUCAGCUGAGCAGCUGAUGCUGUUGAAGGCCAAGGAGGAACCUACACUGGGGUCUGGAGUCAACGGCGUCCUGCAGGCUUCAGGAGUAUACAAGGGCUUACACCUCACGAGUGCCCCGCCCGUCACACUCGCCCCCCCUAGCCAGUCUCACGCCACCACCGCCACAGGAAGUCCUACCUUCUUCCAUCCCUCCAACAACGGCAACAGCACCACCCCCGCCCAGCCGCCAAGUCACCACGGAAACGCCACCAACGCCAUCGCCAACCCCACUGCUACGACUGCCGCCGCUCCCUCUUCUCAGGUCGUGAUAGGGAGCAACAUCCGUCUGAGCGUGCCCUCACCAGGAGGGGGCGCCACUGCGGUCAGCUCCAUCGCCACGCUCAGCGCUCGCCACAUGCCCCGCGCGCUCAACGCCGUCCCUUCGUCUGCCUUAAAGCUGGCCGCCGCCGCUGCCAACCGCCAGAUCCCCAAGGUCCCCGCCACGCCCGCCAUGGACCUGGGGCCCAGGUGGGUGGGCCGCGCACGAUCCGCCAAUGCUCCAGGCCGGCUGAGUGGGGAAAUACAGGAAAACCACGACAAAGAGAAGCCAGCACUCAACAGUAUAGUGGACACCACAGUGGCCAUGGAGGUCACGUAGGGGCGGGCCCGGGGGGCGGGGCUGGGGGCGGGGCCUGGGUGCUAUGCAUCGAAGCAUUGUGAAUGCAACGCGACGGCGGAAUGCAGCACGAUCUGUUUCCAUGGCAACUUUGUUGGGACUUAAUUGCAAUGCUCAUCUCUCAUGCUUUUCUCUUUCAUUUCUUUGUUACUGUUAAUAAGAGGUAUCAAAACAUCUGUAAAUUAUAAAUAUGGCUUAUAUGUACAGUACUGCAUAUUUGUAAUGACCCCUCCCUCCCCCACUCCCCAUACCCUUGUAUAUACGUUACUUGAAUACAAAACUGUUCAUUGUGAUGUUUUGCACUUGGGGGAAAAAAUGAAAUUUGCAACGAGAGAGAGGUGUGUGCGUGUGAGAGAGAGAGAGAGAGAUGUGUGAGAGAGGUGUGUGCGUGUGAGAGAGAGAUGCGAGAGUUGUAUAGCAAAGAACUGUCAUCACUUGGUGCAUGAUGCGGAACCUGCUGUUUUAACUAUUUAUUGUGCUGUGUUUACAAGUUUUUUGUUUUGUUUUUUUUCUCCUGUUUUUUUUUUUCUUUUUGUACACUGUACCUUCAUUGAUUCCCGUGCUGUAGUUAAGUGUUAGGUAGCUAUGGAUUCCUCAGUAAUUUGUAUAUUACGAGCAUAACUAGGUUCCCUCAUUUGGACCCUGGCGUGUUCAGUCUAUCGUGGAAAUAAUGAUGACACACAUACAGAAUUAGGGGGGUGGGUGGGUGGGGGGGGAUCACUUUUCCAGGGCUCCCUCCAUGGACUCUGUCCCAAUACAAGUAACAAACCUGGGAUGAAGUCUCUUCCCAGAAGCCACUGGGGCUUCUGAAUUAAGCACUAUUUGUUUUAAUUGCUGCUUUUAUAUGAUUUUGGUCUCUGGUUCUCAGUCCCCAAUCUUUUUGUUCUGUUUUGUUUGUUUUUUUUAAUCCCCCUUUUCCCUUUCUUUUUGUAAGACAUUUAAAAAGAUAUUUUUUUACCUCUUCCUCGUGAUGAUUGUAUGCUCCUUGUGUUGAAAGACUUCAUUCUUUUGUUACUUGUUAAGGAUAUAAGGGAGGCAGGUAAAUGCAGUAAUUCCUGUACGUGUAUCAUCAGUCAAGUUUCUAGAUAAAAGGAUAAAGAAAACAGCCUGACUUUUUUUCCCUUUUUUUUGUUUUUUUUUCCUCCCCCUUUUUGAAAUUGUGCAGAAGGCUGCAAGGCCGGGGGUGCCUUCCUUUGGAAAUAUUCUGCUCUCUUCUGUGAAGAGUUCGGUACCAGACAGGGCUAGUGCUAGUUUUCUGUUGGUACCACAAUUUGAAUGCCCAGUCCAUUGGCAUGAUUCAAUCCUGGAGGUUCUCUAGUCCCGCCUGGAAGAUGAAAAUGUGGCAGAACUCUCUCUAAUAAAAAAUAAACCCAGGGCAUUGUAUGUUCACCA